AUGGAAAACACAAUAUUCUCUAAUGCUAAAUUUACUAACACUAGUCGAGUAAGUGGAAGACAGUGGAAAGAUGAAGAAGCUCUAAAGUCUAAAUUGAAGACAUUUGCAAUGUCUAAGCGAGUCAGCUUCAAAAAUAGACUAAUAGAGAGAGAAGAGAGGAAAAAAGUACGCUUGCUAGAAAAUUCCAUACAUGAAGAAGUGAAGAGCAAGAAACGUGCUAAAACUAGAAAUACAGAGCUUAAAUAUAAACGGAAGAUUGAAUUUGAAAUGAGAUCAUCAGGUAUACAAGUUAUCAAAAAGACUGAAAAUAUUCGGAGAUGGAAUAAGAAGGCAAGAAACUUAUUGAGGACUGUGUCUCCCGAGUUUAUCAAUUCUAUUACAUAA
This is a messenger RNA of Cryptosporidium muris RN66, 384 nucleotides long. RefSeq lists its product as uncharacterized. NCBI's taxonomy places the organism in Eukaryota, Apicomplexa, Conoidasida, Eucoccidiorida, Cryptosporidiidae. Gene Ontology annotation, cellular component: nucleolus. The transcript has a single exon. The record is from RefSeq and is a predicted model, not a curated record. Bases 1 to 384 code for a protein of 127 amino acids.